AUGCAUUUUAUGUUUGACGACAUAAUUUGUGGCUUCCCAAAAGGGUCAUAUUUACGUAUAAGGCUGAAAUGUAGAGCCGCAGGGAUCUCUUUUCAUAAAGAACAUGUCUCAUAUGCCAAUUCUAAGUAGUUCUUUUUAGAGUUAAAGUAAGCAUGUUCUAACACCCAUUAGUGUCGUGACCUUGACUUGAGUUUAAUUUUGUUUUUUUUUUUUCAGAAGGGCAAUUGAAAGAGGAAAUUAGGCUCACUAAGUAAUUAAACAAUAUUCUUUCCUCUUGGUGUUGACAAACUCGCUCAGCAAAACAGGAGUCAAAGACAAACUCUUGAAAAUAACAAAGCGCAUUCUCUUCAUCUCCUGCCAAGCGUCCUUCCUCCACCCCACCUUAACAUUGUGUUUUCAUGAGCAUUUCACAAUAUUUCUCAUCCCUUGUUCCCAGUUUUGACCCACUGACCUAAGAAUCAAGAAAAUGUCAUGUUAGUGCCUACUAAUUAGCACACCCAGAGAGCCUUUUCAUCUGGCCUUUCAACCUUCUGGAGGUGGGAGCACAAGCUGUCACUCGGAUCAUGCAGGGAAAAUGAACCUCGACCACAUUUGCCCUGUUUUGCAAACAGCAAAAUAAGCCCAGCUGAGACGGGAGAUGAAUAUGCAGGUGUUUAAGAUAGAAGUGCUAAUGAACGGAAGAAAACAUUUUGUUGAAAAAAGGUACAGCGAAUUUCAUGCCUUGCACAAAAAGCUUAAGAAAUGUAUUAAAACUCCAGAAAUCCCUUCUAAACAUGUUAGGAACUGGGUCCCCAAAGUCUUGGAACAACGACGACAAGGUUUGGAAACAUAUUUACAGGCUGUCAUUUUAGAAAAUGAAGAACUUCCCAAACUGUUUCUUGAUUUCCUAAAUGUGCGACACUUGCCCCCUUUACCAAAGGCAGAGAGUUGUGGAUCUUUUGAUGAGACAGAAUCCGAAGAGUCAAGCAAACUGUCCCACCAGCCGGUUCUGCUGUUCCUCAGGGAUCCAUACGUCUUGCCUGCAGCCAGCGAUUUUCCAAAUGUGGUUAUUGAAGGAGUUCUCCAUGGGAUAUUUUACCCUCAUCUACAGCCCAGGUAGGAAUCCUACGCGGCGAGAAGAAGCUGCAGCAAGUUCGGAAGUCAUAGUCAAGGAAAUCGAUAGCUACCAAAUUAACCUAAACUGUAUGACAUAACAGCUCUAGCUAGUGGUCACAUCACAGUCCCAGCUUAAUUCAGGGCAGGGAUGUUUCCGUUAGAGUGGUGCUUCUAAAAAUAGAAACUGAACCAGGGUGGUGCUGAGGCCAAGUGUUUAAGAAGAACAACGUAGCUGCCAAUUUAGAAACCCAAAAACAGAAGGUUCUGGAAGAUCCCUGGGAGAACCACGUGUAACAAAACAAAGUUGCUGUCUGCUGCAGUUGCACCAUUUGCUAAUUGAAAAUCUUAUCCUGAAUCAUACUGAGACUGAUCAACUUUGGGAGCUUCCUGGUUCAGAUUUCAUAGCACACUAAUCUUUUCAACGUGAGAUUUUUCUCAGCCGGUGAUAGAUACAUUCUGAAGUGCUGGCACCAGAGGCGUAUCAUAGAAACACACUGUGCUAAAUGUGAGGAGGGAACUAAACUGGAAAUUAAAUUAUACUGAUAAUGUUAGGGCGUUUUUUAAAUCAUGGCAUUUUUAUUUACAUUACAGCAGAGUUGCAUCAUAACCAGGGGUUAGCUUCUAAUGUCAAUACAUAGGAUAAAAUCAGGUCUCAAGAUUAGCCUUGACAGCUGUUUAGAAAGGCGCCAUAUUGGAGAUCUGUCCAUCCACCACAACCAGUUCUUCCUCCAGUAUUGGAAGAAAUGACUGUUUCUUUGGUUGAAGACCAAUUGAAGUUGUUGGCGUUUGGUUACGGGCGAUUUUGUGAAAAACAUAUACCUUUAAACACUAGAAUCACACUUAGCCCUGUAAGAUGCUUGCCCUGUAAGAGACAGAUGGGAACUGACAGUGACUGAGGGAACACCAGAUUGACAACACUCAUCUUGGUUUACUCAAGGGCGUCCAUUCAUUGAAUAGGUGGUAUUGCCACAGGAUUUACUCUUGUUUUCCUUUUCACUGACCUCAUAUAUUGAAUUGAUGUAAGUGAAAUGUGUUUAUGAUGUAACUCCUCUGUACAUCUUAUGGACAUUCAUAUUUUGAGUAGUAAAGGCUAAAAGCAUAUUUGCAACCUG
Messenger RNA from Equus caballus (horse), 2207 nucleotides. NCBI's taxonomy places the organism in Eukaryota, Metazoa, Chordata, Mammalia, Perissodactyla, Equidae. The record is from RefSeq and is a predicted model, not a curated record.